AUGAUUAAUAUACCAGAAGAUGCAGAAAAUUCUCGGCUUUCUCGUGACCUAAAUUCAACGCAACGAAAUCAACCAAAUGAACCUGAUAUUUUUUAUUUUUAUUUUGAUUAUCUUCGUCGUCGUGAUCUUGAUUAUGAUGACUAUGAUGAUGAUGUUCUUGGUAGUUAUUAUGAAAAUCGUUAUCGUAGCGCUCUUGAUCGUAUUGAUUUGCGUGAUAUUCUUGUUGGUCAUGGUAUUGAUAUUACAUGUUUUGCUAAAGAGAACUCUGAUCUUGUUCUUCAUGAUCGUCUUGAACGUUGUGGUCUUAAUGACGCUUGGAGUGAAGAUUGA
Messenger RNA from Rotaria sp. Silwood1, 330 nucleotides. The record is from the annotation of a GenBank genome assembly. Lineage: Eukaryota; Metazoa; Rotifera; Eurotatoria; Philodinida; Philodinidae.